UCCUCACUUUCCAAAUUAGCGUGGUUUUCUGCCAUCAGCUUUGCAAGCAAGUUUCUUUGAGCUUGUUCAUGAGUUUGUUUUGGGACCACUGGAAUACUGUACAGAGCUUCGCUCCAUCACAGAAGAAAGCGUGUCAUGUUGUUGCGGCUUUUGCAAGUACGAUGGCCCGUGUCUUCGUCUACGGCACGCUCAAGAAGGGCCAGCCCAACUACAAGCACAUGAUCAACACGGCCAAAGGCCUAGCGAAAUUCCAAGGAAGGGGCCGCACAGUGGAGAAGUACCCGCUGGUGAUUGCAGGGAAAUACAAUAUUCCUUACAUGCUGAAUAUCCCGGGGACAGGCCACCACAUUGCUGGGGAGAUUUACUCUGUCGACGAGCAGAUGCUGCAGUUCCUGGAUGAGUUUGAGUGCUGCCCAGACAUGUACCAGCGCACCCUGAUGAGAAUCCAAGUGGUGGAGUGGGAAGGGAAGGGCAGCGCGGGAGAGGCGCGGGCAGCGGCCGACGGCGUCCUGGAGUGCUUCGUGUACAGCACGGCCACGUACCCGCCCGAGUGGGUCGGGCUCCCCUACUAUGACAGUUACGACUCCUCGGGGAAGCACGGCCUCUCCUACGUCCUACGGGAAAGCCGGGAAUAGAAACGGGAGGUGACGCAGCCCAGCUGAAGACAUAGUGCUAAGCAGGUGUUGCUCGGUAACCUCUCCAGGAAAGCUGUAAUACCUUGUUAUUAAAAUGCAGGAGCUCUUGUAACCCUCCCAACCCAGGAGCCUUGGCGCUAGUGUUGAAGUCCUGUAGGCCCAGAGCUGCAGACUCCUCCCCAGGCAGUCAGUGUCUUCCUGAACCCCCCAGCCUGCUGCAGGUAACUGGCUUUGCACCAGGUACGAAAUAACUGUAUGUGCACACCGGCUCUGGGAUCUAAUUAUUCCCUCAACUUCUCCCUUUGCCUUGGUGCAUAAUAAUGGAAGUCAAUGAAAGGCAGAGGAACAGAUUAAUUUUUUUUUUCCCCUGAAUUGACAAAUUUUCUUGCACUAAUAUCUGAAACUGAUUUAAAUGUCUGCAAAGUAAAGCACAACUCCUAUUGAAUAUUGACUUGUAAUGGGUUUAGUAGGCUACUGCAUGUAAACAGGGAAAGCUGAUCAGAUAACUUGGUGCUUCUAGACAAAUAGGAAAUUGCUGGAGAAAAUGUAAAGGUCAUUCUUACUCUGCAUUGCAGUGGGAUUUUUUCUGAACUGGAAAGGUGUAUUUUUAAACCAGGUUUAGUUUUAAAAGGCACUGUCAAGAAAUACUGAGAAAAUAUAAGAGAGUUACAUUUAAAAUUGUAUUUUUAAUUUUACAUUCUAAGCACUUGGGGUUCCACUUCCAUUCACUGUGUGACUGUAGGAUUUGGGGGCCUGUGUGUCUCUGUGUGUGUGUGUGUGUGUGUCUGUUUUGGGGGAUGUGGGGGCUGUUGGGGACCAGGAAAAGCAAAUGUACACUGGAGCUGUUGUGAGCACUUACUGUCAAGGUGACUUUUUGCCAAGCAUUUUAAUGCAUGUCUUGCAACCAUAUGCAAACUGAGUUUCCUAAUGGGGGGGAAAAAAUUAUAUACAUUAUAAAAAUAUCCAAAGGACCUGUAUUGUGAUUAUUGCAACAUUUAAAUUGGGGAAAAAAUACAUAAAGAAGACUGUUGUGCCCCUGACCCAACCAACUGUGCUGGUUUCUGUACAAUCUGGGAAAAUUGUAGCUUUCUGUUGUUACACUCCUGUGCCUUAUAUUUUCCUUCAGCUGCAGUGUUUGGUACAGAUAGAUUGUACAGUAGCCAAAGCUGCCAAAGGGAUGGGAGCAGGCAUUGUAUGCCGCACAGUGAGCCAUCAAAUGCAGCAAGGAUACAAUUAAAAACAAUACUGUACUUUUGCUUCUUUUACUACUGCCAGUAACCCUGUGAUGGCCAGAGGAGAUCCGGGGUAGGGAAUCAGCCUAAACUUCAGCAGUGGUAGGCUCUGCAGCAUCUCAUUUAGAAAAGCUUUUAUGUCGCUGCAAUAAGCAAAACAAGUAACUUGAUAGUAGAAUACGUGUGUCUCUUUACAAUACUUGUCUGUUUAGGACAACCCGCAGAGACUGAACUGUGCUCCCUUGGGAAGGGGUAAGAUGGCAGUGAGGAGACCUGUAAGGAGAUCUGCAGGGUCUCUGCCUCAGUUUCUCCAACGGCAAAAGCAUUCGUUUUCCUGGAAGGCAGGUACUAUCCAAACACUCUCCUUACUCACCUUGAUGAGUUUUAUAAACUAAUUCCCUAAGCAGAUCCCUGGACUACAUUUCCCCCCUUGGCCAUGUGAUGUAGUUAAUUAGCAGUAUCUCAAGAACAGGAAGAAUGCCUCUUCAGUCAGAAAUUUCAAGCAGAAUCAAACUUUCCUGGUUGAACAUGAGUUACCAGGCCUGUAAUCGACUGUUUUCAUCCUUCACCUUCCAGUGAAGAGCCCAGGAACCUCUGGCCACAGGGUUUCUCUCUGGGAAGCAGCAGGACUCUGCACACCCUAGGCAAGAAAAUGAGAGCACGCCUGCUCCACUCCGGGGCAGUGGUCAAGGUCCCUUUGUCUCCCUUUCCUGUAAGCAUUCCGAAGUCCUACUGUUUGCUCUUAGCAGUACCUUGGGGCAGCUAAAGAGCUCUGAAAACAGUGCCAGAUCUUUCUGUAAAGACAUGCAGUAAUCAGUAUCAAGAAGAUAAGGGUGGGGAAAUUGAGUAUGGAGUUCAAAAAAAAGAAGACAAUUCCCUUACAACUUUAAACAAAAACACAUGAGAAAUAUCUGCACUAGCAAAAUAAAGCCUCAAAUCUGUAAUUUAAAACUAAUCUAUACAAAGCAUUAAAAUACAAUAAUAUAUAAGUAUUUAUAAUAUAUAAUAAAUAACUGUAUAAUAAUUUAUUAUUUGUUAAUAAAUAAUAAUUCGAUAAAAGCAUAUCCUAAUUUGAAAUAAAUCUGAUCAGAAUUUAAGCCAUUGGUGGUACUUGUGCAGCACUUAUACAGAGUAAAGAAGAACUGCUCAGUUUGCUCACUGGUUAAUUUUUCAUUCUUGCCAGCCAUUCUGUACAGCCUGGCUGGGGCCUCAAACCAGGGACAUGGCUGUGGAGAAGACAAAUCAGGUUUUUGGCUUUUGUUGUGUUUUCUUUUUUUUUUAAAAAAAGAGGCUUUUCCUGUUUCAAAGCAGAAAUGGUAUUUUAUUGAUUUUAUUUGAUCCUGAAAAAUCAAAGCAUUACAAAGGUUAUGUACAAGUAUUUCUGGAAGUAAAAAUCUGGGAUCUGUUGCCAAGAUUGAACAUCUGUGUUUGCUGUCUUAACCACUGAUACAGUAAAUAUGCCUGUAUAAAAUCUCGUGCAUAGUACCGUCCGUCUUCUGUGUUGAAUUGUCUUAAUGUUACUUUACAGAUAAGAAUAAUAAAGGCUUAGUUAAUUCAA
This is a messenger RNA of Pseudopodoces humilis (Tibetan ground-tit), 3425 nucleotides long. It is a transcript of the gene GGACT, whose product is annotated as gamma-glutamylamine cyclotransferase. Gene Ontology annotation, cellular component: cytosol. Gene Ontology annotation, molecular function: gamma-glutamylaminecyclotransferase activity. Lineage: Eukaryota; Metazoa; Chordata; Aves; Passeriformes; Paridae. The record is from RefSeq and is a predicted model, not a curated record.